Paramecium pentaurelia is the source of this 1071-nucleotide messenger RNA. Lineage: Eukaryota; Ciliophora; Oligohymenophorea; Peniculida; Parameciidae. The record is from the annotation of a GenBank genome assembly.
AUGGAAUUCAAUUGUAUUAUUGAAAGGGAAUCGUUUUAAUUAAACGCAAAGGAUAGAUCAUUGUCAAUUUCCAAUAAGUCAAUUUAAUACACAUUUGACCUUUCGUUGAAGGUUCUAAUAACCUGGUUAUUUCGUGAAAAUGAAAUUAGUGGGUUUCUAUUAGAAAAUCUUGUUGUGGAAGGAGAUGGUUUAAAUAUGAAAAAACUUAAAUAAUUUCUAAGUGGUAAAAUUACAUUUUCAGGGAUUUAAAUCUUCUAUUUCUUUCAUGGAGAGAUAAAUGUCAAUAAAAAUAAUGCCACUAAAGUAUAUAUAUAAAAUUAAAAAGGUUUGUACUCUCAUCAAUAGACAAACGAAAUUAAAAUUCUCUUGUAAAUGCUUUAAGAAAAGUGUAUUAGGAAUCGAGAAAAUUCAUAAAGAGAUUGAAAUAAUAUAGAAGGUUUCUAAACAUGGAUUUGCCCCUAAAAUUUAUGAAUGUUUUGAAUCAAAUAAUUGCAUCUAUCUGAUUAUGGAAAAUCUGGAAAGAAUAUAAGUUUAAGAAUUUAUGGAUGAUGAUAUAAGAGUAUUUCUAUAUGUAAAUUACUUUUAUCAAUUUAGAAUUUGAUUUAAACCAUUACUUCUCUUCACAAGGAAAAUAUUGUUCAUAAGAGCAUAAAGAUGUCACACAUUUUGUUUAGCGAAGAUAAUAAGUUAAAAUUGGUUGGAUUUGGACAAGCUAAUGACACAAAUAUUCAAAAUAAUGAGUUUAGACUGGAUAUUUUUAAAAUAGGGAUGAUUAUGUAUAAAUUGUAAAGAUUUUAUUUAUAAAAUAGCUACUAAAAAUAGAAUUUUCAAAUUGAUUAACUUCCUGUUAUUCCAGAUGAGGGAAAUUCACUAAUAUAAUCUCUAUUGGACUGGAAAAAUGAUUCACCCUUUUAAUUGAACAUGUUGUUAAACCACUCUUACUUCAAAUUGUUAAAAAAUGAAGGAAUACAAUUAUGUAUUAAUAUUUUUUCUAUUAUAGAAAUUUAAUGUAUGAGCCCAAAAUUCAAAACAAAGGUUUAUUAAAAUGAGGAUGAUGAAUCAAAUUUUUGA